Molecule: messenger RNA, 2408 nt
Organism: Xiphophorus couchianus (Monterrey platyfish)
Lineage: Eukaryota; Metazoa; Chordata; Actinopteri; Cyprinodontiformes; Poeciliidae
Exons: 3
Coding region: 234-1661 (475 amino acids)
Source: RefSeq, a predicted model, not a curated record
AGCACCACGAGCAGAGACGGCGGCCUCUUUGAAAUAAAAUCGCUCACUGGGCCACUGAAACUUAUCUUCGGGGUAAUUAUAAUACCAGAAAGCGUUUUAUAUCGUUUUUACCUAAAUUUCAACCCGUAUGAAGCAUAGAAUUUGUAAAAAGAAGCAUUGAGUGGUAAAAAAGAAGGAGAAGAUAUACUGUUGAGGUCCGAAAGACGCCAAGUCUUGUUGGCUUCAGCCGAGUCAUGAGUGACUAUGAGGAUGCAGACUUCUUCAAAGAACUUUGUCCUUCACCAUUGGAAAGUAAACCAAAGAAAGACUACAAGAAGAACAAAAAAACUGCAAAACAUAAAAAGCGCAGUCCCACAAAGACAAAGGAGAGUGUCCAGAAGAAAAAGAAAAAAUCCAAAUUCAAAGAAGCCAUGAUGGCACAGAAGGAAAAGAAAAAAGAAAAGAGGAAGGAAAAAAAGAAAAACAAAUUAGCGUGUAAUCUUGAUGAUGAUAAACUCUUUGAGGGUGGUAAAAAGCUUUCCAUUUGCCAAAACGAGAUGCUAAGUUCUUUAUCUGAAAAAUCUGUGAAAGAAACUAAGAAAAAAAAGAUGGUGGCGUUUGGUUCCUUACCCUCCUACAUACGUGUCAAGCGUCCAAUCUUCACCUCUUCAUCACCAAAAGAAACGGAAGCCGCUAGAAAAGGCGAGAGCUGCGACCAGGUGAUGGGAAAGACCCAGAUUAAACCACAUGACAAUGACUUUCAGUACGACAGUGAUAAUAUAAACAGCCAGGACCUGUUCAUCACCCAGAAGAUGUUCAGAGCAAGAAGCCCGGAAACUUCCAGCAGCGAAUUCAGUGACGGAAUUGUUUCUGCAUCCCCUCGUGUGUUCACGCAGCAAGACAAGAACCGGCGCACUCCUGUGGGAAAGAGAAAACAAUGUAAUGAAACAUCAGAUAAAGGACAAGACAGAGCAGUGCAUCUGUGUUGGCGGGAAACAAAAACAGACCAGGAGGAAGAAAUUGAUCAGCUUCAUAAACACUCGAGCCAAGCUGGAGACAAAGCAGCGCCUGAACAUGAGAAGCACAAUCCUUUCUUGGAUGAUCCGAUGAUCAUAAACCCAACCCCGGACUCUGUGUUGAUCAAACAAUGCUGCUCAUACCGUCCGUACAUUGGUGUGCCGCCCCCGUGUCCUGCUUUCGCAAGCACAUCAACUCAGACAGAAAACUUCUUCACCGCCGAGCUCUCCUCCUACCUCAGCUUCUCCCAGAAAAACAGAGCCACUUUGGAAUCUCAGAACAUGAAACCUUUGGAUCUUAGCUUGCCACAGAGAGCGAGGGGAGAGCAAGGGAAGACACUUGAAGUCUACAGAAAACACAAAGCAGAGAAAAGUCUUGAGCAGAAUGCAGCAGGGGGUAAGAAGGAACCCUCAAUCGAAGAGACUCCAAGCCCUCAGUCAGAGGCUGAAACCAAGUCGGCCAACACCACUACCUCCAGUGAGGACGACCACCACGCUGGGAAGAAAGAUGUGAGCCAGGUCGGAGUGGUUCAGCUGAGACUCAACAAACCCUUCUUCUUCAAGACGAAGGGAGAGGGGCAGUCACCUCGUCCAUACUCGCCGUUGAUGAAACUCGCUCAGGGAAGAGAUGUUGAAUCCAAGAAGUGCCGUUCAGGAAGAAAAUGAAUAAGUUUGAACUCAUCUCAAUUUUGUAGCUAGAGGGCUUAGACCAUCUGGAUUUCCCUCAGCAUGCUUGUGACAUGAGCUUAAGAGCCAUUGUUGUAAUAUCAAUUUAGCAUGUACUAUUGUUUUAACUUGCACUAAGCGGUUAAAAAUCAGUUGCCUUUUGCAGUUCCAACCGUAAACUUUGUAUGAAUUUCUAGUUGAUUCUGUCAAUGUUACAUUUUCAAGUUAUUUUGUUACAAGCUUUGAAGUUAGAAAAAUUCUCUAAAACCAACAUUUAUAUUUGACAAAACUUACAUUAAACUGUAGUUUGUGGAUUUGUUAUGUAAGAAAAUUGCCUUUUAUCUAUUAAAGUUAAUUUAUUGAAAAGAUAGGGCAGUUCACUUCCUUUCACUAUAAAAACAGGCCACAAAUUUCUCAAAAGGAUUCAGCACUGAGAUUUAUUUGUUUAAUCUAUAGAAACAGAAGUUUUAGGUUGUAUACACAGGCGUUUGACAUUUACAGAGACUAGUGUAGGGGUACAUAUUUCUACCUGCAGUUAAAAAAAUACAGCAGAAUACCUCCAUCUUGGCAGAUUUCUAACAGCUCUGCAUUGUUGUUUGAAAAAUAUGUAUCAAGGAUGAACUCAAGGAGCUGAAAAUUUCCAAGUUACGUCAGAAAAUAUUUACAUUUUUCUGGAUGAGAACAUUUAAGGAGAAUAGUCUAGUUGUGCCUGAAGAGCUUGAUCCCCAUCCAGCUCCAAAGGUGGAA